This is a messenger RNA of Cetraspora pellucida, 464 nucleotides long. NCBI's taxonomy places the organism in Eukaryota, Fungi, Glomeromycota, Glomeromycetes, Diversisporales, Gigasporaceae. The record is from the annotation of a GenBank genome assembly.
AGCAAUUGCGAAAGAUUCUUGGCCCAAUAAAACAGACUGUAAAGAAUGUAGAGUUUCAAACCACUUUGUUGGCAGAUGUAUUUAUUGAAUUGGUAAAAAUAGCAAUUUCAAUCCAAGAAACUUCUGUUUUAUACAAUAAUCAGUUCUGUUAUAACCGAUUAACUACAAAUUAUAUUUUUAGAUUAAGUGUUAAAUGUCUAAAGAUUAUGGCUCAGAUGUAUUCAUAUUUAGUUGAGAAUACCAAAUCAGAACUUAAUUAUAUUGAUCCAAAUAUUUGCCAAAAGGAUUUCUUAUUAGUGUUCAAUAAAAUUAUAAUAUCUAUAAAAGAUGAUACUAAUUUAUUUAGCAAAGAAGAUUUGUUUUCUUUUCUAAAAGAACUUAUAAUGAAAAAAGAUACAGAAGAGUUUUUAGAAGAAUUAGAUAACUUAGUUGAAGAAAAUUCAACAAGUUUAGAAGUUGAAUAA